AUGGCAUCGAACUCAACUGAGAUCGAGUUCGAUUAUUCCUUCCAUAAGCCUUUCAUAUACAGUGUAGUAGGUAUGUUCACACUUCUAGGCUUAUGGGGUAAUAUCAAUGUUGUUAUUCUACAUUUGAGAAAGAAGAAUCUAUUGAAUAAGUACGGCACUUUACUAAGUUUACUUUCGUUUUGUCAAGCGUUUUGCUUGUGUUUUGAAUGGGUAGGUAUACUGUACAGUUUGACCGUCGAGAAAAUUACUCGACAUGGCUGUUUCUCUUUAUUAGCGCCUUACGUGUUUCUCAAUUCAAUGCAAACUGGCCUAUUAGCCACAAUCUCAUUAGAUCUAUUGAUUUCAGUCACUUUCCCUAUAAGACAUAGAGUAGCGACUGUUAAUACUUAUAUUUUCUACAUAAGUAUCCCCACAAUUAGUUAUGGAGCCAUUACAGUAGCUUUAGGAGCUCUUUAUCUGGAUGACGAUCUCAUCCCUAUGUGUAACCCACCAAGCAGCUUAGCUCCCAAUGUCAAUCAAAUAUGGUAUACGGCAGCUAUGAUAGCCGGGUGUAUUACGAUAAUCAACUAUGUCAUCACGUAUUCGUGGAUUUACUAUAAAAGUAGAACUGGCAGAGAUCCAAUAGAGCUGGAGAAACGAGCUCUUCGUAGCAUCACUGUUAUUCUGUUCAUUUUCGUUUUCACACGUUAUAUAGGAACGGUUGUUUCCUCAACUCUUCGUUUUUUUCAUGUUCAUCAAGCAGUUAUUACCUUAUAUCAAAGCUAUAAUGUGUUUUUCGCUUGCAUAUGUUAUAGUCAGAACUAUUAUGUUUGUAUUACGACAAGUUCAGAAUAUCGUCGUCUACUGUUCGAACAAUUUUUUUUGUUUUCCAAUCGCACAGCUCGAACAGUUCAUCCACUGGCAUCAUUCCAUCAGUCGAAGUCGCAUCUCAGUCAUUCACUCAAGCCACUCUCACAACCAGCUUAG
This is a messenger RNA of Auanema sp. JU1783, 966 nucleotides long. Lineage: Eukaryota; Metazoa; Nematoda; Chromadorea; Rhabditida; Rhabditidae. The record is from the annotation of a GenBank genome assembly.